AUGGACAACAGUUUCGAUAUGGAGCUCUUCGGAGAUCUAUUCGACUUCGACGGUGCCGCCAACGGCGCGCCAACCGUGCCUACGACGGUCUGCCCUCGGGACCUUGAGCUGGUCCCCAGCUCAAUCGACUUCUAUCAGGAGCUGGAGAUUCCGCCCUCUCCUAACUCCGAUGGUUCGGUCACUUCUGAGGCACCCACCCCAGGUAGCUCUCAAGAGCUGGAGUUGGAGCAGACAUCUCCCGACUCUAAUGGCCCUGGCACUCCUCAGCAGGCCACCACACCUACCGUUCAAGAGGUGGAGUUGGCCACGACGUCCGACUCCAACAGCUUCGCUGCUAGUACGCCGACUUCAGAUUCUCCCCAGGACGUCCGGAUCAGUGUCGAGAAUACCGAUUUCACUGGCGAUGCGGCUGAUGACUGGAUGAACCCUGAGGUUAUCUACCUGCCCACCGGCCCGGACGGUGCCGCUUCCCAUCAGCCAACGUCCUCUGCGUCCAAUAGCGUUGCUGCUCGUACGCCUUCCGAGUCUCCUGAAGGUCUCCAGAGCGGUCCCCCGAAUCCCGACGUCAUUGGCACAACGGCUCGCGAGUAUAUGAGCGCUCUAGAAUCUCGGCUCUUCUACGAGCUCAGCAACUUCAAUGCUUCUGUCCCUCAGCAGCACUCCACGUCGUCAGAUUCCGGUAUCAUUCCCGCUGGUAUGCCUACUUUGGGCUCUCAAGGCCUCCAGAUCAGCCCUUCGACCACGGCUCUCAAUGGCACUGCUGCUGGUCAGUGGAUGGGCUCUCAUCAAGGCCAGCCCUUCUGCCAACCCACCAACUUCUCCAACUUCAGUGGGACUGGACUGGCUCCUCAGCAGUCGGCCCCAGUCACUUCUCAACAGCCGGAGUUCAUGAACGCAUCUACCGACUUCACCAACGUCGACUUCAACGACUUGACUGACUUCAACAACGUCACCGAUUUCGACUUCUCUGACCUCAAUAACUUCACCAACGCCGGUACUAGUCCGCUUGAUGCGACUUCUGCUCAAGGCCACGAGCUCGCUCCGCAGCCUACCCCCUUUACGCCCGUCGAUAUCCAAGCCGAGAUGGCCAAGAUUGAAGCCGAGAUGGCCAAGCUGGACGAGAUGCAUAUGCCGUCGGUCACGGCCAACGAGGACGCCCUCAAGGCCCUCAGCGCAUCUGCUGCCCAGCUCACGACGCCCAAGAAGAAGAAGUCGCCCGUUCUGACACCGCCGACCACCACUCCACGCAAGCGCUCAGCAGAACCAGCCGUGAACAGCACUCCUUCCAAGCGCCCGGCUGGAAAAGCCGUGAACAGCACCCCUUCCAAGCGCCAGCGCCAGCGCCAGCGCCAGACCCAGGCCCAGGCUCCGCCGACUCCGACCCGCGAGUCCGGUCCGAUCUCUCGCAUCUUCGGCAAUGCCUCGUCUCCGGACCAGCAACAGGCCAUGCAGGAAGCCCUCCUGGCUACACCAGUCGCUACGCCCGUCCGCAUCAACCCCGGCGAGACCCCAGCCAAGCUCGCGCGUACCCUCCAGCCAGCUGCUGCGCCGGCCACUCCGGCCCGUCCGACUCCGACCGCGACCGCGCACGAGCGCCCGAUCGAGGAGCUCAUGGCGGCUAACUUCUGCAGCCUGAGCAGCGAGGAGAAGGCGCGUCUGCUUGUGCCGAUCCUGCACGGCAAGGACCCCGUUGAGGAGGAUCGGAGGAAGCGCACGGAGGGAUACGGCACGAUCAGGCAGCGCGAGGCUCUUGUCAAGGCAGCCCAGCAGCCGGGUGGACGCAGGAAGCGCUAGGAAUGAGAUUUCCGAGAUUGGUUGGUUGGUUGGCGACUAGACUAACUGGUCAUGCUCAUACUUUUGGGAAAUGCCUCUCG
Messenger RNA from Trematosphaeria pertusa, 1874 nucleotides. RefSeq lists its product as uncharacterized. Lineage: Eukaryota; Fungi; Ascomycota; Dothideomycetes; Pleosporales; Trematosphaeriaceae. The coding region runs from base 1 to 1794 and encodes 597 amino acids. The record is from RefSeq and is a predicted model, not a curated record. The transcript has a single exon.